AUGGGGAUUGAGCUGCUCUGCCUGUUCCUGCUACUUCUAGGAAGGAAUGAGCUCGUCCAAGGUGGUUGUGCCUGGGGCGGUGCAGAGAGCUGCUCAGACUGCUUGCUCGCGGGACCUCACUGUGCCUGGUGCUCCCAGGAGAAUUUUACCCACCCGUCCGGAGCUGGCGAGAGGUGCGACACACCUGCAAACCUUUUGGCCAAAGGAUGUCAACCACCCUUCAUCGAAAACCCUGCCUCCCAAAUAGAAAUACUUCAAAAUAAGCCACUGAGCGUGGGCCGACAGAGAAACAGUUCUGACAUUGUUCAGAUUUCUCCUCAGAGCGUGGUUCUUACACUGAGGCCAGGCGGUGAGCAGACCGUGCAAGUGCAGGUCCGCCAAACGGAAGAUUAUCCAGUCGAUCUGUAUUACCUCAUGGACCUCUCGGCCUCCAUGGAUGACGACCUCAACACAAUCAAAGAGCUGGGCUCCCGGCUUGCCAAAGAGAUGUCUAAAUUAACCAGCAACUUUAGACUGGGCUUUGGAUCCUUUGUGGAAAAGCCCGUUUCUCCUUUUAUGAAAACAACACCAGAGGAAAUCACCAACCCUUGCAGUAGUAUCCCCUACUUCUGUUUACCUACAUUUGGAUUCAAGCACAUUUUACCGUUGACUGAUGAUGCUGAGCGAUUCAAUGAAAUUGUGAGAAAACAGAAAAUUUCUGCUAAUAUUGACACGCCCGAAGGUGGAUUUGAUGCAAUUAUGCAGGCUGCUGUGUGUAAGGAAAAGAUUGGCUGGCGCAACGACUCACUCCACCUCCUGGUCUUUGUGAGUGAUGCUGAUUCUCAUUUUGGAAUGGACAGCAAGCUAGCCGGCAUUGUCAUUCCCAACGAUGGGCUCUGUCACUUGGACCACAGGAAUGAAUACUCCAUGUCAACAGUCUUGGAAUAUCCAACAAUUGGUCAACUCAUUGAUAAGCUGGUACAAAACAACGUGCUCCUGAUCUUCGCUGUAACCCAGGAACAAGCCCACUUGUACGAGAAUUAUGCAAAACUCAUCCCUGGGGCGACCGUGGGACUGCUUCAGAAGGACUCUGGGAACGUCCUCCAGCUGAUCAUCUCUGCUUAUGAAGAACUGCGGUCUGAGGUAGAACUGGAGGUAUUGGGAGACACAGAAGGACUCAGUCUGUCUUUCACGGCUCUCUGUAACAAUGGCAUCCCCUUCCCCAACCAGAAGAAAUGCUCCCACAUGAAAGUUGGGGAUACGGCAUCCUUCAAUGUGACCGUGAGCAUAUCCAAUUGCGAGAAGAGAAGCCGAAGCCUUAUCAUAAAGCCCGUGGGGCUGGGGGACACCCUGGAAAUCCUCGUCACCGCAGAAUGUGACUGCCACUGCCAGAAGGAAGUAGAAGUGAACAGUUCUAAAUGCCACAACGGGAACGGCUCCUUCCAGUGUGGGGUGUGUGCCUGCAACCCCGGCCACAUGGGCCCUCACUGUGAGUGCGGCGAGGACACGGUGAGCAUGGACUCCUGCAAGGAGGCCCCGGGACAACCCUCGUGCAGUGGAAGAGGUGAUUGCUACUGUGGGCAGUGCAUCUGCCACUUAUCGCCCUAUGGGAGCAUCUACGGACCUUACUGCCAGUGCGACAACUUCUCCUGCCUGCGACACAAAGGCCUGCUCUGCGGAGAUAAUGGGGACUGUGACUGUGGUGAAUGUAUCUGCCGGGAAGGCUGGACAGGAGAGUACUGCAACUGUACAACCAGCAGGGACUCGUGUGCAUCUGAGGAUGGAGUGCUGUGCAGUGGACGUGGGGACUGCAUCUGUGGCAAGUGUGUCUGCAGGAAUCCUGGAGCCUCAGGACCCACCUGUGAACGCUGCCCCACCUGUGGCGACCCUUGUAACUCCAAGCGGAGCUGCAUCGAAUGCUACCUGUCUGCAGAUGGCCAGGACCAAGAGUGCAUGGAGAAGUGCCAAGCCACCGGCGCCACCAUCAGCGACGAAGAAGAUUUUUCAAAGGAUACUUCUGUUUCCUGCUCUCUACAAGGAGAAAAUGAAUGUCUUAUUACAUUCCUAAUAACCACAGACAAUGAGGGGAAGGCCAUAAUCCACAGCAUCAAUGAGAAAGACUGCCCCAAACCUCCAAACAUCCCCAUGAUCAUGUUGGGAGUGUCGCUGGCUAUCCUGCUCAUCGGAGUCGUCCUACUGUGCAUUUGGAAGUUGCUGGUGUCAUUGCACGACCGGAAGGAAGUCGCUAAGUUCGAAGCAGAACGAUCAAAGGCCAAGUGGCAAACGGGAACCAAUCCGCUGUACAGAGGCUCCACCAGUACUUUUAAGAACGUGACUUACAAACACAGGGAAAAGCACAAGCCUGGCUUCUCCAUAGAUGGGUAAACAGACCUCCUUCGGCCAGGGAAAGUCAACUUCACUGAUGUUAAAGGUUAAUGCACUGUUUGAUUUGCCUUUCUUUGUUGCUUCCAAAGCAGGUUGACUUAAGAUAAUACUAGGUCAUUUGGAGAUCAGGCAUUCUCAGCAUGAAGGUGAGACACUGUUGGCAGGUUCAAAAUAAUCAAGAGAAGAAUAUCCUAAGUGAAGAGGUGAAUUCAAGAUCGCUUGAGGAAUAUGAACCCUGUUGCACUGAUGCCUCAAAAAAAAAAAAAACAUCAUCAAAAUGGUUCAUGGGGACUUGAUUUGCAUUUGAAAAAUGUUCAGAAUUAUAAUCUCAUUUGCUUCCUAAAUCCAGCUACCUAAAACCUUUGUCUCCACAAAGUCACCGAGUCCUUAUGGUUCUGUACCCACACUGACUGCUUUUUCUAAGCAUGCAGAAAAAUCUCCCAUUUCCUGGAGGAUUUUUUUGUAUGUUUGUUUAUUUGGUUUUUUAGUUUUGGUUUGGGGUUCUUUGAGACAGGGUCUCUCUACAAAGUCCUGGCUGUUCUGGAAUUGACCAGGCUGACCUUGAACUCACUAAGAUCUGCCUGCCUCUGCCUCCUGAGUACUGGGAUGAAAGGUGUGCACCACAUCAUGCUAGGCAAUUUUUUUUUUAAGUAGGAGAAAUGAGAUUCUGGUUUCUCAUCCACAGAAAGAAUAUAGUUCUUCCAGUAAUAUCCCAAGUGAAAGAUUGAAAACUAAAUGUUAGUAAUUGCCUUAGAUCUGUUCACUUACAAGUUAUUUACACAAACAAGUGUUUUGUUUCACAGAUGAGAAAGGAGUCAUUUAUAAAUUAUGUUGCUAGCAAGACUGAAGACAAGGGUCUAAU
Messenger RNA from Microtus ochrogaster (prairie vole), 3226 nucleotides. It is a transcript of the gene Itgb6, whose product is annotated as integrin subunit beta 6. The coding region runs from base 1 to 2364 and encodes 787 amino acids. The transcript is spliced from 16 exons. Gene Ontology annotation, molecular function: integrin binding. Gene Ontology annotation, biological process: cell-cell adhesion; integrin-mediated signaling pathway; cell migration. Gene Ontology annotation, cellular component: cell surface; focal adhesion; integrin alphav-beta6 complex. The record is from RefSeq and is a predicted model, not a curated record. NCBI's taxonomy places the organism in Eukaryota, Metazoa, Chordata, Mammalia, Rodentia, Cricetidae.